AUGUCUCCGCGCAACGAGAUUCGCGCAAGAGCCUCCAGAAGUUGUGGGAACUGCCGGGCUGUCAAGCGACGUUGCGACCGACAGUCUCCCCAUUGUGGACAGUGCAUUCGACUAGGCGAAGAAUGCCCUGGGUACCGAGAUGAAUGGGAUCUCGUCUUCCGCGACCAGACCGACAAGACCAUUAAGCGUUCUAAGGCAAAAAGGACGAAGAGCGCGUCUAACGACUCUCCUCCGCCCACCCAACAUUUGAGCCCUACCACCCAAUGCUUGAGCCCUAGUAUAGAUGAGAUAGGCGUCAACUAUUUCUUGUGCAACUUUGUCAUUGGCGGCCAGUCCUCUUCACGGGGAUGCCUCAACUACAUUCCUACUGUUUAUCGCGCUGAUGGCGACAGUCCGACGCUGGUAGCUAGCAUGGCGGCAGUAGGCCUCGUGGCUUUGGCUAAUACGACUCAGCAGCCCGAGUUGGCUAGCCACGCGCGUGCCAAAUACGCGGAGGCAAUCCGCAAUGUGAACAUUGCGUUAGAAUCGCCUAUCGAGUCCGUCAAGGACAGCACCUUGAUGUCGGUGAUCUCGUUAGGGGUCUUUGAGCACGUCUCCGAUUAUGAGUCAUGGGUUCGACAUGUCCAGGGCGCUGCAGCACUGGUGGUUGCCCGGGGCAAGAGACAAUUCUCUAGCCCCAUCACCAUCCUCAUGUUUAACCAAGUGCGCGCAGACCUAGUGCUUGCCUGCGUCCAUGGUGCGAAGCCUUUUCCGGAGGACGUACUUGAGCUCCAGGAAGAGGCAGCAAAGCACGCCGACACUUCUAGUACGUUCUGGUUUAUGGGGGUGUUGGGCACUCGGUGCGCAAACCUGCUUAUGAGCGUUAGGAAGAAUAAGUUUACUGGGGGCAUCCCUUGGUCUGAAUUGCUGGACGAGGCGAGUGUGAUUGAGCGUGACUUUCAAUACAUCCUUGGGGUCCUGGUCAUACAAGAACCGUAUACAACCACGCGAGACUCAGAUGGGGACCCAAGCAUGAUUUAUAAUGGUCGAUUUGACCUUUAUAGGGACUCCUGGGCGAUCAGACUCUGGAACAACUUGCGAAGCCUUCGAAUGAUUGUCUGCGAGAUAUCGUACUUCCUCUUGAACAAAUUUCUCGCUACGGAUCUCGCACCAGCUGUCCGGGAGAAUAUGAAGCUUGAGCUCCAAAAGACCCUAGAAACCCUGUCCAGAAUGGCCGACGAUAUCUUAGCCACCGUCCCGCAGGCUUCGGAAUUCCUGUCCUCGGCCUCUGGAUCCCGCCGCUCCGUCGGCUUUUCCUUCCAGCGCAGCGUGCCGGGCGGGUAUAUGUUGACCUGGGGUCUCUACAUGGUAGGGAAAUGCCCGGUCACGACAAGUGAAACCCGAAAGUGGGUCAUCCGACGCCUCCAGAAUAUCGGCAAGGACACAGGAAUCUCAGUCGCGCUGCAGCUGGUCGAGCAUAUAGAAAAUAUAGAUCAAUUGGCCGGCUGA
This is a messenger RNA of Penicillium riverlandense, 1488 nucleotides long. Its product is annotated as Zn(II)2Cys6 transcription factor. The transcript has 2 exons. Lineage: Eukaryota; Fungi; Ascomycota; Eurotiomycetes; Eurotiales; Aspergillaceae. Gene Ontology annotation, biological process: regulation of DNA-templated transcription. Gene Ontology annotation, molecular function: DNA-binding transcription factor activity, RNA polymerase II-specific; zinc ion binding. The record is from RefSeq and is a predicted model, not a curated record. Bases 1 to 1488 code for a protein of 495 amino acids.